Molecule: messenger RNA, 4785 nt
Organism: Oncorhynchus nerka (sockeye salmon)
Lineage: Eukaryota; Metazoa; Chordata; Actinopteri; Salmoniformes; Salmonidae
Product: rho-related GTP-binding protein RhoG-like
Exons: 2
Coding region: 99-794 (231 amino acids)
Biological process (GO): engulfment of apoptotic cell; small GTPase-mediated signal transduction; regulation of actin cytoskeleton organization
Cellular component (GO): cytoplasmic vesicle; cell projection; cytoskeleton
Molecular function (GO): GTP binding; protein kinase binding; GTPase activity
Source: RefSeq, a predicted model, not a curated record
GUUCCCCGGAUGAAGUUGUGAUUGACUGUUACACGGCUAAAAAGUUGAGCUCUAGUCGAGAGGUGGUUCUGCAGCCCGUGUGUUCUAAGGAAGGCAGAAUGCAGACCAUGAAGUGUGUAGUGGUGGGGGACGGUGCUGUGGGUAAAACAUGCCUCCUCAUCUCCUACACCACCAAUGCUUUCCCAGAGGAGUACAUCCCCACCGUGUUCGACAACUACAGCGCCCAGGUUCACCUGUGUUUUCCUCUGUCUGUGUGUUCGUCUGCGUGUGUGUGUUUUUUACAGCUGGGUUUUUACAUCUCUGUGUGUGUGUGUGUGUGUGUGUGUGUGUGUGUGUGUGUGUCGCAGAUGACGGUAGAUGGUCGCAGCAUCAGCCUCAACCUGUGGGACACAGCCGGACAAGAGGAGUACGACCGCCUCCGUACUCUGUCCUACCCCCAAUCCAACGUCUUCGUCAUCUGUUUCUCCAUCGGGAGUCCUUCCUCCCACGCCAACGUCCGCCACAAGUGGCACCCGGAGGUGUCUCACCACUGCCCCAGCGUGCCCAUCCUCCUAGUGGGGACCAAGAGGGACCUGAGGAGUGAUGGGGAGACGGUGAAGAAGCUGAAGGAGCAGGGUUUAGCUCCCACCACACAGCAACAGGGGAACAGCAUGGCUAAGCAGAUAGGAGCGGUGAAGUACAUGGAAUGCUCUGCUCUGACGCAGGAAGGGGUCAGGGAAGUGUUCAGCGAGGCAGUACGGGCCGUGUUGUAUCCCGUUACCAAAAAGAAUGCCAAGAAGUGUGUACUGUUGUAAUGAAAUGGGUUGGUGGCUGGGACUAAGGGAGGCACAUGGAUGGAGAGAGUGAGGAGAAAAGACUGGAGAGAGACUAUGACGGGGAGCAAGUUUGAGUUUGUUGGAGGAGAUGGACUCAGGCCCCUCUGCCUGUAAAGACUCUUGAUUCAGCUCACUUCUCUCCUUCCUCCAGUACCCUCAAAAUCAAAUCAGGACCUCGAAGCCAGUUCCACGGCAUUUAUUUAGUUCCUUCUUACUCUCUAAUCAGGGAAAAGCUUUAGACCUGGGACACCAGGUGGGAGCAAUUCAUAAUCAGGCAGAACUGAAAACCAGUUGUAGUCUGGACCUCGUAGGGUCAGAGUUGAAUACCCUGGCUCUAUUCUUUUCCUCUCUGCAGAGUUUAAUCCACUUCUCAUUGUAUCACCAAAGUGACUAUGCCAACAGAGCUGCAGGGGAGAAUAUAGUCUUUCUCUCCAACAGUCUGCUCAAACUCCUAUUAAUGUUAUCUAUUGAUAUCACUUGAUUUGUAGCAAUGUUCGAAAAGAUGCUUCUGCAUUAGCUAAUACAAUCGGUCUAGAAGAUGCUUCUGCAUUAGCUAAUACAAUCGGUCUAGAAGAUGCUUCUGCAUUAGCUAAUACAAUCGGUCUAGAAGAUGCUUCUGCAUUAGCUAAUACAAUCGGUCUAUAAGAUGCUUCUGUAUUAGCUAAUACAAUCGGUCUAGAAGAUGCUUCUGCAUUAGCUAAUACAAUCGGUCUAGAAGAUGCUUCUGCAUUAGCUAAUACAAUCGGUCUAGAAGAUGCUUCUGCAUUAGCUAAUACAAUCGGUCUAUAAGAUGCUUCUGUAUUAGCUAAUACAAUCGGUCUAGAAGAUGCUUCUGCAUUAGCUAAUACAAUCGGUCUAGAAGAUGCUUCUGCAUUAGCUAAUACAAUCGGUCUAGAAGAUGCUUCUGCAUUAGCUAAUACAAUCGGUCUAGAAGAUGCUUCUGCAUUAGCUAAUACAGUCGGUCUAUAAGAUGCUUCUGUAUUAGCUAAUACAGUCGGUCUAAAAGAUGCUUCUGCCUUAGCUAAUACAAUCGGUCUAUAAGAUGCUUCUGCAUUAGCUAAUACAAUCGGUCUAUAAGAUGCUUCUGUAUUAGCUAAUACAAUCAGUCUAGAAGAUGCUUCUGCAUUAGCUAAUACAGUCGGUCUAUAAGAUGCUUCUGCAUUAGCUAAUACAGUCGGUCUAUAAGAUGCUUCUGCCUUAGCUAAUACAAUCGGUCUAAAAGAUGCUUCUGCAUUAGCUAAUACAAUCGGUCUAUAAGAUGCUUCUGCAUUAGCUAAUACAAUCGGUCUAAAAGAUGCUUCUGCAUUAGCUAAUACAAUCGGUCUAUAAGAUGCUUCUGCAUUAGCUAAUACAAUCGGUCUAGAAGAUGCUUCUGCAUUAGCUAAUACAAUCGGUCUAUAAGAUGCUUCUGCAUUAGCUAAUACAAUCGGUCUAUAAGAUGCUUCUGCCUUAGCUAAUACAAUCGGUCUAUAAGAUGCUUCUGCAUUAGCUAAUACAGUCGGUCUAUAAGAUGCUUCUGCAUUAGCUAAUACAGUCGGUCUAUAAGAUGCUUCUGCAUUAGCUAAUACAGUCGGUCUAAAAGAUGCUUCUGCCUUAGCUAAUACAAUCUGUCUAAAAGAUGCUUCUGCAUUAGCUAAUACAAUCGGUCUAUAAGAUGCUUCUGCAUUAGCUAAUACAAUCGGUCUAUAAGAUGCUUCUGCAUUAGCUAAUACAAUCGGUCUAUAAGAUGCUUCUGCCUUAGCUAAUACAAUCGGUCUAUAAGAUGCUUCUGCCUUAGCUAAUACAAUCGGUCUAAAAGAUGCUUCUGCCUUAGCUAAUACAAUCGGUCUAUAAGAUGCUUCUGCAUUAGCUAAUACAAUCGGUCUAUAAGAUGCUUCUGCCUUAGCUAAUACAAUCAGUCUAAAAGAUGCUUCUGCCUUAGCUAAUACAAUCAGUCUAAAAGAUGCUUCUGCAUUAGCUAAUACAAUCGGUCUAAAAGAUGCUUCUGCCUUAGCUAAUACAGUCGGUCUAUUUUGUUUUGUGCAAUCCCUUUUUGAGAUGUUCCAUAAUGACAGAUCCCCAACCUGAUAGAGCUGGAGAGACGAGCUUUAGUAUAAAGGUAUCCACUCCCUCCAUCACAGCCUAUCCAGUCAGCUAUUCAGGAUACUCAUCGAGUACUGUUGAAACCACACCUGGAAAUAGCCUAUAGGUUUUGGGCAUCUUGUUUUGUGCAGCUCUCUGCUUUAGCUAGGUGUCCAGUUUGCCUUCUUAAUUUACCUCCAAAUGACCCUAAACCUUCUUAAUUAACCUUCAAAUUACCCUAAACCUUCUUAAUUUACCUUCAAAUGACCCUAAACCUUCUUAAUUAACCUUCAAAUUACCCUAAACCUUCUUAAUUUACCUUCAAAUUACCCUAAACCUUCUUAAUUUACCUCCAAAUGACCCUAAACCUUCUUAAUUUACCUUCAAAUUACCCUAAACCUUCUUAAUUCACCUUCAAAUGACCCUAAACGUUCUUAAUUUACCUUCAAAUUACCCUAAACCUUCUUAAUUUACCUCCAAAUGACCCUAAACCUUCUUAAUUCACCUUCAAAUGACCCUAAACCUUCUUAAUUUACCUUCAAAUUACCCUAAACCUUCUUAAUUCACCUUCAAAUGACCCUAAACCUUCUUAAUUUACCUUCAAAUUACCCUAAACCUUCUUAAUUUACCUCCAAAUGACCCUAAAACUUCUUAAUUUACCUCCAAAUGACCCUUAAACCUUCUUAAUUUACCUUCAAAUGACCCUAAACCUUCUUAAUUUACCUUCAAAUGGACAUUAGCCUAAUCCAAUUAUGAUGCAAGGGCCAAAUCAACGGGGUUGUGGGCAGACCUUUUAAAAUCAAUGAAUCGAAUGGUUGGAUGAAUGUUGUGAGUUUUUAUGAUUAAUGCUGACAAGAAUGAUGGAACGACAGAAAUAUCAGAUUGUUGUUUCCGGUUAUUUAUGCAAAUGACAUUUUAUGUGCCUUAUUGUAUGAUAUUUGAUUUUUAAAUUUUAUCUACCUUUUUUUAAAUCUAGAUGUACAUGCAUUAGAUCCCAAAAUGAUUUUAUUAGAAAUAUGUUGUGUGUGUACUAGUCUCUGGGAGUAACUCAACAUUACAUCCUCUCAGAAGAACCUAAGCUUCUUUCAGAAAGUGCCAUGAAACAAACCUUUUGAUUUUACACGAUGUUUCCUCCCUCUCGGAAACGGAUGUAGAGCUGACAUCAGAGAGGUGGUGUGGGUGUUGUGGUGUGAACUUGUGUUCACAGCCUUCAGCGUUUGCCACUAGAAUGUGAUUUAUGCUACAGCCUAUACGAUGCUGGUAAAUGAGCGGUGGGGUUUACAGGCUCUGUGAUAACUGACAACGGCAGCAGGAAGUAGGGCUCAGAUUCCAGUAACUGUACAUUAUUUAGGCUUGUCUUUUUAUUUCUGCAUCUUUUUAUUAAAUGAAUGAACCACGGGUGGUUUUUAUAGUCUGGAAAGGGUAUCAUACUGAAAAUGUACAGGGCCAAACCUGAAGAUCUAUUUAAGUGUGCAUCACAAAUGGCACACUACUCCCUUUUCUAGUGCAUUACAUAAGUAAUCAGGGUGUCAUAUGGGACUUAGUGUAUGAAAGCCUAAACCAAGAGAGCAAUAAAACCUCAUUCCUUUCUUUAUUCAAAAUUUUUUUAAUCAAUUUAUUCAGGUGAUCAGCUGUUAGUUUGAAUGUAAACCUAACCAAAACCAGUCAUGGGACUGCUCUUCUAGGUAAGGAGAGAGAUGCAAAUGGUUAUUUAUUGGGGGGGGUGGGUGGACUCUUGAGUUGGAAGAACCAUGUUAUUCCACCUCUCAAGUUGCAGAGGGAGUUUGCUUCAUUCUGUCAAGAGAAGAGAGGUGGAGGUCCUUCAGGGCUUUGUGGAAACAGAUGUUAGUUUGACAGAUCACUGUGUUGUGUAGAGGAUUGAAUGAAAGCGUGUGUCUGUUAGUGGAAA